Molecule: messenger RNA, 1194 nt
Organism: Macrosiphum euphorbiae (potato aphid)
Lineage: Eukaryota; Metazoa; Arthropoda; Insecta; Hemiptera; Aphididae
Source: the annotation of a GenBank genome assembly
AUGUUCAGUAGACUGCUGUAUAGUUAUUCUAAUAAAAUGGCAAUCAUCGAACAAUUAAGUGACGUUUGGAAACAAUUUAUAUCAUUUGAAUCCAUUUCGGAAUUAUGGAAAAAUCAGCCAACAUAUUUAUUAGUCCAGAUGUUAUUUAUUAUGGGAGGAGCAGUAACACUUAUACACGCACUUACUAAUGGAGGAAGACGUCCUCUACUUUGGUUAUGCAUAAUAUGUCAUGGUUUGGUUAUUGAGAGUAUAUGUUAUAUUAUGCCUGAUAUAGACAAUUUUUGGCAUAGUACUGCACCAGUUAUGUUUUUCCGACAUAGGCUUCCGUUGUACGUCAUAAUCUUAUAUUCAGUUUUUUAUUACAUAGCAAUUGAAAUAGCGUACAGGACGAACAAAACAAAAGUAGGAUUUAUAGUUACUGUAGGAUUAAAUGUAUUUUUGAUUGAUUUACCAUAUGAUAUAAUGGGUAUAAAAUUUGUUCAUUGGACUUGGCAUGAUACAGACCCAAACAUAGAGGACCGAAUGUAUUGGGUACCAUGGACUUCUUAUUAUUUUCAUAUGGUGUUUUCUGCAAGUUUUGUUUUUUGGUUUUUCAUAAAAGGUGUUAAUCUUGACCAAACAUAUACAUUCAGAACAGAGAUUAUAACUUCUCUAAAAGCAAUAUUCCUUAGUACACCUUGCGGAAUAUUAUGCUUUUCUGUACUGUAUCACCCAUUACAUGAUCUGUAUGAUGUCCCAACACAAACAAUAACAGUGUUUUUAAUAUCAUUAUACAUCAUGUUGUCUAUUUUUAAACGCAAACCUAGAAAAAUGUUUCACCGUCCAUAUACUAUGAUUUUGUAUCUUACUGUGUACUACUCUACAUUUUUGUGUUUCGCAAUAUGGGGUAAACCAGAAAAUGAAAUUUCAAUUGGACCUCAUGAAGAAAUUGGUCCAUGCAAUGUUACUGUAUCAUCUUUUGGAACAGAAUUAAAAAAACGUAAAUAUUUAUGUAUUGAAGACUAUAAUGAAGAUUUUGAUUUCCAUUGUGUGAAUGAUGUUCCUCCUCAACAUAGCCUAAUGUAUACAAUAUGUGGAACACCUUUUAAGAAUCGGAUUGAAUAUAUAAUUUUAAUAAUCACAAUCAUUAUAGUAUCAUUUACACAUUUCAAUGAAUCAUUUAAAAUAAUAAAACAAACUAAAAAAUCUCAUUGA